Molecule: messenger RNA, 2379 nt
Organism: Pseudocercospora fijiensis CIRAD86
Lineage: Eukaryota; Fungi; Ascomycota; Dothideomycetes; Mycosphaerellales; Mycosphaerellaceae
Exons: 3
Coding region: 155-1759 (534 amino acids)
Molecular function (GO): monooxygenase activity; heme binding; oxidoreductase activity, acting on paired donors, with incorporation or reduction of molecular oxygen
Source: RefSeq, a predicted model, not a curated record
CACUGAGAACAGCGCUGAGCGCCUAGCCUUGCCUUCUUCUCCAGUGCACUUCGAGCCUGAAGGGGCCAGUAUCGGCUGGCGUACAGUAACAGUCUAUAGAGCGCUGCUCGCCGCCGGACAGCACUGGAGCAAUCAUUUGCACGCACAAUUCGCUAUGGAGCUCAUCACGGACCACCCAGUCGUGGCGAUUGCAUUUGUUGUCUGGAUCUUGACGGCUCUUGGAUCUCUCACAUCACGGAGUAGAACCAAGUUGCCCGACAUACCAUGGAUGGGCAAGAGCGGGAACUGGCCUGGCGCCGAGUAUCUCGCUACCUGGUCUGCCCUUGCAAGCAUGCGAAGGUGGUAUAGUGAGGGAUACAAGAAGUACGGCAAGCAAGGCCAAGCAUAUAUUUUGCCAGAUGUUCUCGGUGGCAAACACGUCGUGCUUCCGAACGAGAAGCUAGGCUGGAUUCUUGAGCAGCCUGACUCGGUGUUGAGCACUGGUGCCGCCCACUACGAUGCUCUUGCCGGGGACUAUGCCUUCACUGAUUCGCAAAUUCUCAAAGACCUCUACCAUGAGCACGUGGUCCACCAAAACAUGGCUCGGAAGGUUGGCGAAGUUAUUCCACGCACGUGGCAGGGCAUCUGCGACGCCUUUGAUGAGCUCUGGGGCAAGGACACCCAGCAAUGGAAGACAAUCAACAUUAUGGAUUCCAUGACACACCUUGUGGCCAGCGUCAGCAACUAUUUCUUUGUAGGUGAGCCACUCUGCAGGGAUAAGCAGUUCCUUCGAGCAGGUCGCGCAUUCGCCGAUGCCGUUAUCUCAUGUCUCUUCUUUAAUCAACUGCUGCCCAACAUUGCCAAACCCUUCCUCAUGCCGAUCAUUGCCAUACCAAACCAUUGGCAUCACUGGAAAAUAGCCAGAGCGGUGCUACCAUUCUUCCGGAAGAGGAUGAUCGAGAUGGAGGAGGCGGAGUCGAAGCCAGGAUCCACCAUUGAAAUUCCAGAAGAUUACAUCACUUGGCACAUCCGCACUGCGAAGAAAGAAGGAAGGCUUGAUAUGCUCCAGCCAUACAAGGUGACGAGGUCUUUGAUGGCCAUUGAAUUUGCCGCAAAUCACACCACCCUUCUCACAAUCUCCGCGGCGUUGAUUGACUUAUUUGGCUCUGAUCCUAAGCUUGGAUACGUUGAAGGACUACGGGAAGAAGCAGAGAGGGUAUACCGUGAGCACGAUGGCGUGUGGUCCAAGCAAGCUGUGAACAAGCUUGUCCGCGCCGACUCCGCUUUGCGGGAGAGUAUGCGAUUGCUCAAUAUCACCUACGCUGUCACUCGCAAGGUUUUGGCGCCUGAGGGCGUACGCACUCCAGACGGCAUGCUGGUGCCUUAUGGUCAAUACAUCUCGGUAGCCGCAGAAGAGCGCCAUUACGACGCCGAUGUGUACGAAAAUCCACACGUCUACGAUGCAUUCCGAUUCUCUCGAAGUCGUGAGGCAUAUGAAGCGGCCAAUCCGGAAGAUAAAAACUCCCAAGAGUAUCUCAAGCACCAGAGCAAAAGCUUUGUGACAACAAGUCAAGACUUCCUUCCAUUUGGACACGGCCGGCAUGCAUGUCCCGGGCGCUUCUUCAUUCAACAAGAGCUCAAGAUGCUCUUUGCUUACAUGCUGAUGAAUUAUGACGUCCAACAUUUGCCAGAGCGACCGCCGAAUUUCGUCUGGGGUCCCAUUCAUACGCCCCCACCGAAGACAACUCUUCAAGUCCGGCGUAAGGAAAGAACGUUGUAAGAAUGCACGAUGGUAACUAUAGAUCAAAUUGCCAGCAAGUUAUCAGAUUCUCCAAAUGGCUUGUUUGAACUAGUUAGGGAUUCGGAGCUAAGAGUAGAGUAGAUGUAACAUGCCUUUCUGCAGGGCCCAGCUUGAACUGUUACCUUGACAAAUCAAUCCCUGCCUUUGGGUUCAUUGUCACCCCGUAUAGGUAUGGAGGGUUCUGGUCGCCAUUAGGUCCGCUUCUCCGCCAUGGUCUAUCAAGAUUCAGUCGCCCACCGGGGUUGCUCUUCGCACUCUGGAUAGAAGAAAUUCUGAAUGAUGGCCUCAUACACGCUCCCGGCGCUUUUACGUAUGAGAUUUCUUCGAGAGCGGCAUUGGCUUUUGUGGCCAAGCAUGCUUCGCCCUAAUGCGGGGGACUGGUGACGCUGUUCAAGUUUUGUGUUUCCAGUGCUCGUACGAAAGCUAUACUUGGACGUGAGCGUACAUGGUCUCCGCAAUACGAGGAUGAAUGGGAGAUUACGUUCAAGACGGAGGCCGAAGAGUUCCAGAGGAAUCUGCCUGCAGAGAGGGAUGUUCCGAAAGUUCUACGGAAAAGCAUAUAGUGAUUUACUACUUAGCAUAGCUCGAGAUCAUUCGCG